Messenger RNA from Humulus lupulus (European hop), 1163 nucleotides. RefSeq lists its product as uncharacterized. The record is from RefSeq and is a predicted model, not a curated record. Lineage: Eukaryota; Viridiplantae; Streptophyta; Magnoliopsida; Rosales; Cannabaceae. The coding region runs from base 58 to 648 and encodes 196 amino acids. The transcript has 2 exons.
ACUGUGUUCGACAUUUAUGCCUCUGGGGGCAAACCUGCAAGCUCAAAGAAAUCAAGCAUGAAAAGUGCUGGAGAUGCCAGUGGGGAAACUCUGAGAAAAAAUGCUCGACCAGAAGACCUUCCAGUUCCUACUCCUUCAAGGACAGCCACUCCUCCUCCCCCUCCUCCUCACACUAAGUCCUCCACCGAACAGGCAGGAGGAUCUUUGGUGGCUGAAUUGUUGAGCAACGCUUCUUGCUCAACAAUUGAUAAAGUCCAAUAUGUAGCCAGACACCACCACAACCAAGAGGCCUUUGCUUCUCUCCCAUCAAUGAGACUUGAUCAGGUCCUUGCUCCUGGGUUCAAUGAAGUAGUCAGCGGUCUUCUGACUGUGAACAAUGGUUGGCACCAUGUUGAGAAGAUUGACUCGAAACAUGCUGAGGAGAUCAAAGCAUGGGAGUCCAACGCCAGGGCGUUGGAGGCCAAAGUUAAGACAACUGAAGACAGAAUCAAAAUAGUUGAGGACAAAAUCAAAGCAGUUGAGGACAAAGUCAAAGAAUUUGAAGACAAAGCCGCUGUUUUGACUGAGGAGUUCAAGAACAACAAAGAAGAUCUAGCUAAGGCUGUUGCUACCAAGGAAAAAUUCAAGGAAUCCUCUGAGACCAACUAAAGGAGGCAGUCAAAAUGCAAGAAGAGCUGGUUGCAAGCAUGAAAGAGGCCAACAGACUGAAGGAUCGGGUUAAACUGCUCAAAGAACAGAACACUAGUAAUUUGGAGAGGUUCCAAGAAGCCACCUUCAACUGCUUUUACAUGUUCUAGAAGAACAAUCAAGGUGCGAAUUUUGAUUACCUUCCCAAGCAGGUAAAACAAGCUGAACUUGCCCGGCGCGCUGCUGGCCCGGCUCCUGAAUUUUCCUUAACGACAGGCAUUGACAUAACUAAAGUAGCAGAAGCUGGAACAACAGUCGACCAACAUCCUCACCAGGACCCCUCUGCAGCUGCACAAUAAAAUUUUAUAUGUAACUAGAACACCCGGACAGACUGUACGUGGUGUUAAGACAAUUUGCUGUCUAAGGCAGUUUUAUUUACUUAUAAUAUUUCUAAUUACAUCCGAGCAUCAAUUUGGAAAAAUACUCUAAGUGUCAUAGUAUGCUUUCCCUUAUUUUGCUCGUGUGUUUACAUAUGU